GAAGCUUCCACGCCUUUUUUUUUAAGAAAUAUAGCAUUUGAGGGAACAGCAAAAUACUCGGUUUUGUUAUCUUUCUGUUUUAGAACAAGAAGAGUGGGCCAAGCGACACUCCCCUGAACUUCUUGCAGCGCCGGUGGUAUGUGUUUGCUGCUCGGACCCACCGCGGUUGGGAAGACGCUAAUGCUAAAGCGGUUACAAAAGCUUCAUGUACGGAACGAGGCGCCCGAAUCAGGAGAAGCUCCGCCUACAUUACCGACUGUGGGCACCAACCUGACUGACCUGACGCUGAAGAAGGGGAAGGUGACUGUCAGGGAGGUGGGGGGCUGCAUGGGACCCAUUUGGCCCAGUUACUAUGGCGACUGUUCCUCUGUAAUCUUCAUGGUGGAUUCCGCCAAUAUUAGCCAGGUGUCGUCUUCCUGCAUCCAGCUCCUCUCCGUCCUUUCUGCUGCGCCACUGAGAGGUGCCUCGGUCCUCGUGAUCUUCAACAAGACUGACCUGCCCUGCCCCAUGACCCUUAUGGAGAUGAAGUCACUGUUCAGGAUGGAUGACAUCAUGGCCUCAGCUACUCAGCCAAUCACGGUACUGGAAGCGAGCGCUCGCACUGGGCAAGGCCUGCAUAAGGUGCUCAACUGGUUGGACUCUACUCUAAAAGAGUGAUUUCACCAUUUCACAACAAAAUGAAUUGUGUGUACUACAGUGCCUUGUGACAAAGCUGGCAAGUUGUGACAAUCGCUUCAUUUGGCAGUUUGGUCUUGUCACAAUUUUGAAUGACUCUGGAAUGACUGUCCUCUUAUAAAUCUGUGUUUCACCAAGCAGCUCAUAUUUGCACUGCUCUAUGAGACCCACAUUUAAUUACCACACAUGACCCGAAGACGGUCCAAGUGUACAGUGUACCAAGGGAGUCCAGUUCACUUCUUUUUCUUAAAGUAAAAUAAAAGUCGAUUAAAAAGCUAUAUAUAGCUAGAACUGACCACUAGGAGGCAGUCAUGAGAAGGAUAGAUCUGAUGGAAAGAUGACAAAAAUGCAUGGUGGGUUGGAUCACCAUGUGCUGACAGGCAGUGACUAGCUGUCAGUGACUAACUUUCCACUGAACUAAAUCAAGUCAGAGUGACAACACACAUUCCACAUUCUGCAGGGCUCAGUCUGCUUUCCCCUACCGCUCCAUCAGGCUGAUUUUUAUGUCGAAAGAAAUGUGUUUAUGCAUGCAUGCGUGCAUGAGGGCCAAAGAUGAAAUAUUGUAUUUUCAGGAUUAUGGUAAAGUAAUGGAAUCAAAAGCAAAACUUUGCAGGCCAGCGACACGAAUGUCAUUCCAUCAGUACUUGUUAUUUUGUACAAAAUAAAUCCCUCACACUGUUAAAACA
Molecule: messenger RNA, 1361 nt
Organism: Brienomyrus brachyistius
Lineage: Eukaryota; Metazoa; Chordata; Actinopteri; Osteoglossiformes; Mormyridae
Gene: arl16
Product: ADP-ribosylation factor-like 16
Exons: 5
Coding region: 139-657 (172 amino acids)
Molecular function (GO): GTPase activity; GTP binding
Source: RefSeq, a predicted model, not a curated record